AAACAGUGUCGGCAUCUUUAACUCUUUCUCACACUCUCGUGAGUCAUGCGCAGAGAGUGAAACAAAAUAAACCCAAACAGUUAAAAAGGGAAAUUAAAUGAAGGGAAAUUAGGGUUUUUGGCAAUGGACUCCCCUGAACCUUCCAAGCUUACCUCAACCAACUGUGAAACUGCGCUGGCUCAAGAUUCCCCUGUUUUCAAUUUUCUUAGCAACCUUUCCCCCAUACAGACAGUGAGGGCCCCACCAGUUACGCAAGUUUUCCCGGAGCUGAAUUCUCCUCCACUCGUAUUCACAUCACCUCAACUCAAUCUUCAUAGGCGGUCAGCUUUUCUGAAAAGAGCACAAUUCCCUAGAGCCUCUUCUGCAAAUUUAGCUGGCCCUGAUGAGGAUGGGAAGGGAUACAGAAAGCUGAAUAUCCAGCUGAGCACUAGACUAGAAAAGGCCACGAAAGGCAAUAGCCCUGAGAAUGACUUAACCGGAAGUCCUGAAGGAAGCCCAGAUCAGUUCUUGGCUGACAUUGUGGAUGCGGAGUCUGUCGAUCCGAAAUUCUCUAAUAAUUCAACUACCGAAAAUCCAGAAUACAUUGAUCACUCACGAAAAGCAAAGGAAAAUGUAUUAAACCAUGUGUGCGAAAUUAGUUCAAGAACAAGCGGACAAAUAGCUGGUGUGCCUGAUGAUGUUAUUAGCAGGCAAACUGAAGAGGCACUUGAAGAAAAUAUAUCGAUUGAUAUGAAUGCAGUUGAAAAGCGUUCAAAUCAGGUGGAUUGUGUUUCUAAUUGCCACGGUAGCGAUAUAGAACAUGAGUUGACCAUAUUCCAUGCAUUGACCCAUCAGACCAAAGAAGAUAUUAUGACUCAGGAUGUGGAGGCUGACCAGGCUGACCAUUCAGAUCAAUCGAAUCAUUUUCUUUCAGGGUCAGUGAAAAUAGGAAAAGAGAAUGAAAUUCUUGCUGAGGAUACUGGAGCAGCUUUGUCUGAACGAGCUCCUGUAAGAGUGCAAAAUGACCGUGAGGCUUUUAAACUCCGGGGAGUACAUAGGCGUUCUCUCCAGUUUGAAGAUGCUCAGCACAAGGUAUUAUCAGGUCAGACGGCUAAAAGUACUUUGGUUAGUGAAGGGUUAUGUCCUAGAAAUCGUGUAAACUCUACCAUCAAGACUCCGAAGCCUUCAGGUAUUGGCUUGCACCUGAACAGUAUAAUCAAUGCUGUGCAAGCUGGAUCUGGUUCAAAAGUAAAUUUGAGAUCAGCUCAUACUUUCAGUAUUGCCGGGAAGAAGUCCAUGCAUGUGAAUGAAUCUCAUCCUGUUGAUUCUUCAAAUUAUUCUUCUAUGUUACCUCCGGUGGAGAAUGUUUCAGCUAGCACUGAUGAUAAUAGGCAUGGAAGAGUUACUUCAUGUCGCUCUGUGUCCACUUAUAUUGCCGAACCUUCAAAUGAUUCUAUAAUCUUAAAUCCAUUGGAGGACCAGUCAACACCUGGUAUUAAGAGGAAGUGUACUGAAAAGUCUGGUGGUUCUAAAGAGUUUGCCAAGAUGAAAUUAUCGGACCCAGGUGAAGGCGGUGGUUGCAAGCGUUGCAACUGCAAGAAGAGUAAAUGCCUGAAGCUUUACUGUGAUUGCUUUGCUGCCGGGAUCUAUUGCGCUGAACCUUGUGCAUGCCAAGAUUGCUUUAACACACCUAAAUAUGAGGGAAUGGUUAUCGAGACACGGCAGAAGAUCGAAUCACGAGAUCCCCUUGCAUUUGCUCCCAGAGUUGUACAACGUGAACCUGUUCAACCUCCUAGCAUUCGUGGGGAAAAUGCGACUCCCCCGUUCACACCUUCCUCCGCAAGGCAUAAAAGGGGGUGCAAGUGUAAGAAGUCCAUGUGUCUCAAGAAGUACUGUGAGUGCUAUCAGGCAAAUGUUGGUUGUUCAGAUGGAUGCCGAUGUGAAGGAUGCCAAAAUGUCUUCGGCCUAAAAGGAGAAUAUCGUCCGGUUCAGGAUGUUGUGUUGUGCGAAGAAGAUACUAAAGAAAUAGCAGACGGGUUGAUUCUUGAGAAACGUAAAAUAACAGCAUCUGCUAGAAUUGCUGUAAACCAUACUGAGGUUUUCAAUGCACACCAUUCGACUCCCUCGACACCAGCAUUCCAGUUCUCAAACCCUUCUGGAGAGUACUCCCAAUCACCUGAAACUGAUUUCACAUGCAUGGCAGCACCAUACAUAAUUACUCCAGGGUCCCCUGUGAAGAACUCAAACGAUAUUAAUAAUAACAUGAUAACUGAAAAAACCCAGCAAAAAAUUAUUGAUCCUUCUUCUUUCGAACACGACUCACAACCGAAUGUUCAAAAGUGUGCAGAUGAUCCAUUAAUUGUUCGGGAGGUUGAGUUUGGCGGUGAGUUAUCUAGUAGUGUCCUGGAUGAUACACCUGAAAUGUUAAAAGACAGCCCUACCCCUGUUAAUGGCGUUAAAGUUUGCUCACCGAACAAAAAACGUGUUUCUCCUCCUCAUCGGAGGCCGAAUGAAUUUGGCUCGAGCUCGUCAGUUGGUAUUCGUACUGGGCGUAAAUUCAUCUUGAAGGCUAUCUCUGCAUUUCCUCCUCUUACCCUAUGCGUUGAUUCCAGAAGUGACAAGUCAAAUGAGCCUCAAGAUUGUCAUGUUAGUAAAUGAUGCCAACAUUUUUCAAAAGAUACGCUCUUUCUCCUUGGAAAAAAAAUCAAGAACUGUCGGGCUAAUCGUGCUGUGCUUAUAGAAGUCUUGCCAGUUACAUAAAUGAGGCGUAACGGUGUACAAAAAUGGAAAUGAAAUUGACUAUUUGGGAAAAUUUUAUUGAGUAAUUGAAAAGAUGUCUGGACAUUAUCAUGUUUAAGGUUUUGAAGAUACCUAAACAUCAGCAAUGGUGUGAAAUCAAAAUCUCUGAUUAAGCUAUCUUCGUAUUCAUUGGUGCGAAGUGUGGAGGUGGUAUCGACUCUUGAAAAACGGAGUGUAAGAGAAAAAUGCGGCUUUUUUUUUUUUUUGUUCUUU
Messenger RNA from Striga asiatica, 2991 nucleotides. The record is from the annotation of a GenBank genome assembly. Lineage: Eukaryota; Viridiplantae; Streptophyta; Magnoliopsida; Lamiales; Orobanchaceae.